CAAACUCAUUAAGUUGGCACCGUUAACAUUUAUUCAGUGUCACUCAUAACAUCCUAGGAAACAAGAACAAACCCUAGGAAACAAGAACAAACAAACAUGGUUUAUAGUACAAUUUCAGGUGUACGGUUCCCUGCUGUUCCUUUCCUGCACAAGUCUCCGAGCUUCCACGGCGAUCGAAGGACUUCAACUCUCUACUUUCUUCUCAACAAUGAUUCCUUCUCUCUGCGGAAGACCCUUGCUGGAAAAUUUUCCCAUGAUUCUGAUUCCUCAUCUUUUGUGGUUGCUGCAUCUGAUAAAGUACUUAUUCCUGAAGGUCAAGAUGACACUUCAUCCUUGACAGAACAAGUUGAAAAUCCUGAUAUGAUCUUGGAGGAUCCACAGGCUCUUCAAAACUUAGGGGAUUUAACCAUGAAAGAUGAGAAUAAAUACGAUGACAUCGAAGCAGGUAGCAGUUACAGAGAAGUUGAAGAUAAGCAUGGUUCUGUUUUGUCAUCACUUGUAGAAGUUAAUGCCAAUGCUGAUGCUGAGAAGACAUCAGUGUCUACAGACAGGAAAGUAAAACUAGAAGGAGAUGAAGUUAAACCUAAGAUCAUUCCCCAACCUGGCUCUGGGCAGAAAAUAUAUGAAAUUGAUCCACUUUUGCAAGCUUACCGUGAGCAUCUUGAUUUCCGUUAUGGACAAUACAAAAAAUUGCGCGAGGAAAUUGACAAGUAUGAAGGUGGCCUGGAUGCUUUUUCUCGUGGUUAUGAAAAAUUUGGCUUUACACGCAGUGCUACAGGCAUUACUUACAGGGAGUGGGCACCUGGAGCUAGAUCCGCAGCGUUAAUCGGAGACUUCAAUAAUUGGGACCCAAAUGCAGAUGUGAUGACUCGGAAUGAAUUUGGUGUUUGGGAGAUCUUCUUGCCAAACAAUGUGGAUGGUUCACCACCAAUUCCUCAUGGAUCUCGAGUGAAGAUUCGCAUGGAUUCUCCAUCUGGCAUCAAGGACUCAAUUCCUGCUUGGAUCAAAUUCUCUGUACAGGCUCAGGGUGACAUUCCAUAUAAUGGCAUAUACUACGACCCACCUGUGGAGGAAAAAUAUAUCUUCAAACAUCCACAGCCAAAGAAACCAAAAUCUCUUAGAAUAUAUGAGUCACACGUUGGAAUGAGUAGUCCGGAGCCAAAAAUUAACACGUAUGCCAAUUUUAGAGAUGAAGUACUACCUCGCAUUAAAAGGCUGGGCUAUAAUGCUGUCCAGAUUAUGGCUAUCCAAGAGCAUGCUUACUAUGCUAGUUUUGGGUAUCAUGUUACAAAUUUCUUUGCACCUAGCAGCCGGUUUGGAACUCCUGACGAACUUAAGUCUCUGAUAGAUAGAGCCCAUGAACUUGGUCUGCUUGUUCUUAUGGACAUUGUACAUAGCCAUGCAUCAAAUAAUACAUUGGAUGGGCUGAACAUGUUUGAUGGAACUGACAGUCAUUACUUCCAUUCUGGAUCACGUGGUUAUCACUGGAUGUGGGAUUCUCGCCUUUUUAACUAUGGAAGCUGGGAAGUACUAAGAUAUCUACUUUCAAAUGCAAGAUGGUGGCUAGAAGAAUACAAAUUCGAUGGGUUUAGAUUUGAUGGUGUCACAUCAAUGAUGUAUACUCAUCAUGGAUUGCAGGUAGCUUUUACUGGAAACUACAGCGAGUAUUUUGGAUACACAACUGAUGUUGAUGCUGUGGUUUACCUGAUGCUGGUUAAUGAUAUUAUUCAUGGACUCUUCCCUGAAGCUGUUACAAUUGGUGAAGAUGUCAGUGGAAUGCCAGCAUUCUGCCUUCCUACUCAAGAUGGUGGUGUUGGCUUUGAUUAUCGCCUGCACAUGGCGAUUGCAGACAAGUGGAUUGAGCUUAUCAAGAAGAAAGAUGAAGACCUGAGAAUGGGUGAUAUAGUUGACACACUCACAAACAGAAGAUGGCUGGAAAAGUGUGUGGCUUAUGCAGAAAGUCAUGACCAAGCCUUGGUUGGCGACAAGACAAUCGCAUUUUGGUUGAUGGACAAGGAUAUGUAUGACUUCAUGUCUUUAGACAGACCAUCUACUCCUCUUAUAGAUCGUGGCAUAGCAUUACAUAAAAUGAUUAGGCUUAUUACCAUGAGCCUUGGUGGUGAAGCGUAUUUGAAUUUUAUGGGGAAUGAAUUUGGCCAUCCUGAGUGGAUUGAUUUUCCAAGGGAAGCUCGAUAUCUUCCUAAUGGUGAUGUAGUUCCUGGGAACAAUAACAGUUUUGAUAAAUGCAGGCGUAGAUUUGACUUAGGGGAUUCAGACCUUCUAAGAUACCGGGGGAUGCAAGAAUUUGAUCAGGCCAUGCAUCAUCUGGAAGAAAGAUUUGGGUUCAUGACUUCUGAACAUCAAUAUAUAUCACGGAAAAAUGAAGAUGACAGGGUUAUAGUCUUUGAAAGGGGCAACCUCGUCUUUGUAUUCAAUUUUCAUUGGACCAACAGCUAUUCAGAUUACAGAAUUGGCUGUUUAAAGCCAGGGAAAUAUACGAUUGUCUUGGACUCGGAUGAUCCAUUGUUUGGUGGCUUCAAUAGGCUCAAUCACGCUGCUGAAUACUUCACCUCUGAAGGAUGGUUCGAUGACCGGCCUAGUUCCUUUCUACUGUAUGCACCUUCUAGAACAGCAGUGGUGUAUGCCCUUGCAGAAGAUGAAGUAGAACAAGAUCAAAUCAAGCACUGAAGUUCUGGUUCUGGUUCUGGGUUAAAUAAAGGUGUCAGUGCUUAGUGGCAUAGAAUAUAGAUACAGUAACUCAUCAACAUAGCCAACCCACAUAUCUGAUGGUUUGACAAACCCUGAAACAACCAAGAAGCAGAAUUACAUCCAAAUGUUAAUCUAUGUGGAGCGUGUAGCAGCAUGAUAACGUUCAAAUACAUGUUUCUUGCACACCAAGCUUUCUUUUUUGUUAGGAUUUCACCUGUGUAAAUUGCAUUUGAGAAAUAUAUGAUGUUUUUUUAAGAAUCACGAAUGUAUUUAUGAUUUAACUUUUUAAGUCCAAAAAAAAUGAAAGAAAAGAUUUAUACGAUUGUUUGGCCCAUUGCUUUGGGCUUC
Molecule: messenger RNA, 3057 nt
Organism: Gastrolobium bilobum
Lineage: Eukaryota; Viridiplantae; Streptophyta; Magnoliopsida; Fabales; Fabaceae
Product: 1,4-alpha-glucan-branching enzyme 1, chloroplastic/amyloplastic-like
Exons: 22
Coding region: 97-2688 (863 amino acids)
Biological process (GO): starch metabolic process; glycogen biosynthetic process
Cellular component (GO): cytoplasm
Molecular function (GO): 1,4-alpha-glucan branching enzyme activity; hydrolase activity, hydrolyzing O-glycosyl compounds; cation binding
Source: RefSeq, a predicted model, not a curated record